CCUGUGUUCCAGAGCCUAGCCCAGCUAGAGAACCUGUGCAAGCAGCUGUAUGAGACUACAGACACUGCGACACGGCUCCAGGCAGAGAAAGCCUUGGUUGAGUUCACCAACAGUCCAGACUGCCUGAGCAAGUGCCAGCUUCUUCUAGAAAGAGGGAGUUCAUCCUACUCCCAGUUAUUGGCAGCUACAUGCCUUACAAAACUCGUGUCACGCACAAACAACCCUUUACCAUUGGAACAACGAAUAGAUAUUCGGAACUAUGUGCUCAACUACCUUGCCACUAGGCCGAAGUUGGCAACGUUUGUCACACAAGCGCUAAUCCAGUUAUAUGCCAGGAUCACAAAGUUGGGCUGGUUUGACUGUCAGAAGGAUGAAUAUGUCUUCAGGAAUGUGAUCACAGAUGUCACAAGGUUUUUACAGGAUAGUGUAGAGCACUGCAUCAUAGGAGUGACAAUCCUGUCCCAACUAACUAAUGAAAUUAAUCAAGUAAGUGCUACAGCCUUCCUCAGUGAAGCGGAUACUACUCAUCCACUGACCAAGCACAGGAAAAUAGCCUCUUCCUUCCGAGAUUCAUCCUUAUUUGAUAUUUUCACACUGUCAUGCAAUUUACUGAAACAGGCUUCUGGGAAGAACCUGAACCUAAAUGAUGAAAGCCAGCAUGGUCUGCUCAUGCAGCUUCUUAAGCUCACACAUAAUUGCCUGAACUUUGACUUCAUUGGCACAUCAACGGACGAGUCCUCAGAUGAUCUUUGCACUGUGCAGAUCCCAACCAGUUGGAGAUCAGCAUUCUUGGAUUCUUCGACCCUUCAGUUGUUUUUUGAUCUUUAUCAUUCCAUCCCUCCUUCGUUUUCUCCUCUGGUUUUAUCCUGCUUAGUGCAGAUAGCCUCUGUACGCAGAUCCCUCUUCAACAAUGCGGAAAGAGCAAAGUUUCUCUCUCAUCUCGUUGAUGGAGUUAAACGAAUACUGGAAAACCCACAGAGUUUGUCAGACCCAAAUAACUACCAUGAGUUCUGCCGAUUGCUGGCCCGAUUGAAAAGCAAUUACCAGCUGGGAGAGCUGGUGAAGGUGGAGAACUACCCCGAGGUCAUCCGACUCAUUGCCAACUUCACCGUGACCAGCCUGCAGCACUGGGAGUUCGCGCCGAACAGCGUUCACUAUCUCCUAAGCUUGUGGCAGCGCCUGGCUGCAUCAGUGCCCUAUGUUAAAGCCACAGAGCCUCACAUGCUCGAAACAUACACGCCAGAAGUCACAAAAGCUUACAUCACGUCCAGGCUGGAAUCUGUGCACAUCAUACUGAGGGAUGGUUUGGAGGAUCCACUGGAUGAUACUGGCCUCGUGCAACAGCAGCUAGAUCAGCUGUCCACCAUUGGCCGGUGCGAGUAUGAGAAGACCUGCGCUCUGCUUGUGCAGCUCUUCGACCAGUCAGCCCAGUCCUACCAGGAGCUGCUGCAGAGUGCCACCGCCAGCCCCAUGGACGUUGCUGUGCAAGAAGGGCGCCUGACGUGGCUCGUCUAUAUUAUCGGGGCAGUGAUUGGUGGUAGGGUCUCGUUCGCCAGCACGGAUGAGCAGGAUGCGAUGGAUGGCGAGUUGGUUUGUCGGGUGCUGCAGUUGAUGAACCUGACGGACUCUCGUCUGGCGCAGGCUGGGAAUGAGAAGCUGGAGCUUGCCAUGCUGAGCUUCUUUGAGCAGUUCCGGAAGAUCUAUAUUGGAGAUCAGGUGCAGAAGUCUUCCAAGCUGUACCGCCGUCUGUCAGAGGUCCUGGGGUUGAAUGAUGAGACCAUGGUCCUGAGCGUCUUCAUAGGAAAAAUCAUCACCAACUUGAAGUACUGGGGUCGAUGCGAGCCUAUCACCUCCAAGACGCUGCAGCUGCUCAAUGACCUCUCCAUUGGAUACAGUAGUGUUAGAAAGCUGGUGAAACUGAGCGCCGUACAGUUCAUGCUGAACAAUCACACGAGUGAGCACUUUUCCUUCCUGGGCAUUAACAAUCAGUCCAACCUGACUGACAUGAGAUGUCGGACUACGUUCUACACUGCACUUGGGCGUCUUCUCAUGGUGGAUUUAGGGGAAGAUGAGGAUCAGUAUGAGCAGUUCAUGCUUCCCCUCACAGCUGCCUUUGAGACUGUGGCACAGAUGUUCAGCACAAAUACCUUCAAUGAACAAGAGGCAAAAAGAACUUUGGUUGGUUUGGUGAGAGACUUGAGGGGAAUAGCCUUUGCCUUCAAUGCCAAGACCAGCUUCAUGAUGCUGUUUGAGUGGAUCUACCCAUCCUACAUGCCAAUCCUACAGCGAGCAAUUGAACUCUGGUACCAUGACCCAGCCUGCACUACACCUGUCCUCAAACUGAUGGCUGAGUUGGUACAUAAUAGAUCCCAACGGCUGCAGUUUGAUGUGUCCUCACCGAAUGGCAUCCUGCUCUUCCGAGAAACGAGUAAAAUGAUAACUACGUAUGGAAAUCGUAUCCUAACGCUUGGGGAGGUCCCAAAGGAUCAAGUCUAUGCCUUGAAGCUCAAGGGGAUUUCCAUCUGCUUCUCUAUGCUGAAGGCUGCACUGAGCGGGAGCUACGUCAACUUUGGGGUCUUCCGUCUGUACGGGGAUGAUGCACUGGACAAUGCCUUGCAAACUUUUAUCAAGCUUCUGCUUUCCAUCCCUCACAGUGACCUUCUGGAUUAUCCCAAGCUCAGCCAGUCAUACUAUUCCUUGCUGGAAGUUCUUACCCAGGACCACAUGAACUUUAUAGCCAGUCUGGAGCCUCAUGUAAUCAUGUAUAUUCUCUCUUCCAUUUCAGAAGGCCUCACUGCACUAGACACCAUGGUUUGCACAGGCUGCUGCUCCUGUUUGGACCACAUUGUCACCUAUCUCUUCAAGCAGCUCUCUCGCAGCACCAAGAAGAGGACCACACCUCUGACCCAGGAGAGCGACCGGUUCCUGCACAUUAUGCAGCAGCACCCGGAGAUGAUUCAGCAGAUGCUGUCAACAGUGCUGAAUAUCAUCAUCUUUGAGGACUGCAGGAACCAGUGGUCAAUGUCUCGGCCUCUGCUCGGCUUGAUACUGCUCAAUGAAAAGUAUUUCUCUGACUUGAGGAACAGUAUAGUGAACAGCCAGCCUCCGGAGAAACAGCAGGCAAUGCACCUCUGCUUUGAGAACCUCAUGGAAGGCAUCGAACGCAACCUCCUAACCAAGAACAGGGACAGGUUCACACAAAACCUGUCAGCGUUCAGGCGAGAGGUGAACGACUCCAUGAAGAACUCCACCUACGGUGUGAACAGCAACGACAUGAUGAGCUGACGUCUCCCAACUCCACCUGUACAGAGCAGCAUCUCUUUGGCCUGGCCCAGAGGGGUUACCGUUUCCGAUGGAAAGAAAAGAGGGCGUUUCUAAUCCCUGCUCUUCCCCAGGGCUGGAUUGCGGCGCUCGCUUUGGGCCGUACUCCACGUCCCGAGGGAGGAGGGAACAGGAGGGGUUGUUGAGCUCACCGGGGCAGGGUGCUUCUGUUUCCGUGGGAGGGGGUGGAAGGGCAUAAGCCAGGUGCAAGAAUCCAGCGUCUCCCUACCCGAAUGUCUGCGUGGAACGCCAGCGCUCUGCUGCAGCCUGCCUUGUAUAAACAUGUACAUUUUUUCAUAACAUUUUGAACAAGGUUUAUAUUGACUCAGUUUAAAAAAAAAAAAAAAAAAAGUGUGAUUGAAAUUUUUACAGAGUCCUGGUGCACCGGUGCUGGCGUGAGGGUUGUGUAUGCGAGUGAGGAAAGCGUGUCCUGCAGGCCUGAAGCUUUACUGGGCGAGGGGUGGGUGUGUGAAAGUGCAGAGAUAUAUUUAGUGACAAGUGUAGAGAGAAGCAAAAAAAAAAAAAGAAAAAAACCAACAAAAAAAAAAGCAUUGUAAAAUUCCAAAUGUAUAUUUUUUCUUAUUAAGCCCCUUGAAAUCACAACUUCCCGUUACCGUCUUGCCCUUGUUAUUAGGAACUCUAAGCCAUGCCGCGUGAUCUUUCAUUCGUGCUUGCUCGUGGGUGUCUCUCCUAUCCCCCGGUGUAGCAGUAGGCGCUGUCCCCUUGUCAACCCGCUUCUCGCAGGGCCCUCGCCUCCCUCCCUCCGGACCGAUGCUGUGCCGGGCGCCU
Molecule: messenger RNA, 4110 nt
Organism: Aptenodytes forsteri (emperor penguin)
Lineage: Eukaryota; Metazoa; Chordata; Aves; Sphenisciformes; Spheniscidae
Gene: XPO7
Product: exportin 7
Exons: 27
Biological process (GO): protein export from nucleus
Cellular component (GO): nuclear pore; cytoplasm
Molecular function (GO): nuclear export signal receptor activity; small GTPase binding
Source: RefSeq, a predicted model, not a curated record